This is a messenger RNA of Fulvia fulva, 402 nucleotides long. RefSeq lists its product as uncharacterized. Bases 1 to 402 code for a protein of 133 amino acids. The record is from RefSeq and is a predicted model, not a curated record. Lineage: Eukaryota; Fungi; Ascomycota; Dothideomycetes; Mycosphaerellales; Mycosphaerellaceae. The transcript has a single exon.
AUGGAUCCAAGGCAACAACGACAGGCGCAUCCCCAAAGGCCGGCAUUACAACCUUCAUCGUCUUCGGCUGCAUCAUCAUUCUUCCAAAGCACCAGUUCACUGGCUUCUAUAUCGUCGCUGAGCGCAAAAAACAUGUCGGAACAAUCAGCACCCUUGCCGUCGCCUUCGGUUCAUCAACCAGCAGGCUACUUUGGCUCGUUAGCAGCACCCACGUCGCAUCCGUCACAACAACAGAGAAUACCUCAACAGCAGCAAAUGCUAUCGCCAUACGUUGGACAGAGAAACGGCGGUGGCGCUCCAGAAACGGCGCCUCUUCUCCAAGACUUCAGCCUUAUCGCCGAGGCAGCGAAACGUGCCCAGAUAGCGACACUGUCAAGAGAUCUCGGGGACAUUGGUUUAUGA